Salvia miltiorrhiza (redroot sage) is the source of this 870-nucleotide messenger RNA. RefSeq lists its product as uncharacterized. NCBI's taxonomy places the organism in Eukaryota, Viridiplantae, Streptophyta, Magnoliopsida, Lamiales, Lamiaceae. The record is from RefSeq and is a predicted model, not a curated record. Bases 1 to 870 code for a protein of 289 amino acids. The transcript has a single exon.
AUGGGUGUUCAACAACGCCCAAACAAAAAUCAUAAAGGGGCAAAAAAUGUAGCUUGGUGUGUGAAGGAAGAUGUUGCCCUUAUGUCAUCUUGGAUCUAUGCUAGCGAAGAUAACAUUCGAGGAAAAAAUCAAAGAGGGGAAUCGCUUUGGGCACGUGUUCAUAAAUUGUAUCACAACACCCAAGCAGAAAAUCCAAAUGAGCUCAACGAACGAAACAUUGAAUCGAUGAAAGGUCACUGGAAACGUCUUAACGAAAAUGGAAACAAAUGGGUUGCUGCUUGCAGGGAAACAAAUGCUCGAAGAAGGAGUGGCAUGAGCGACAACGAUGUUGAGAAAGAAGCUCAUUCCAUUUACGCAGCAGGUGGAAAUAGGUUUCUAGAUUUGGUUGUAUUUAAUGAAGUUGUGAGUAAACAUCCCAAGUGGAAUGUUCAUGAUACCACCCAUGUUUUUCGUCGUCAAAGUGAAGAUGCUGAUGACCAGGAAAGUGGUGGCAGUUCGAAAAGAUCAAAGACUUCGGAAGAUGGGGGAUUUUCUAUCCCUUCUAAUCCAGAAACUCCAACAUCUGAACAGUUAACUGCGACUCGUCCCAUUGGAAGAGAUAAGGCAAAAAGGAAAGGAAAAUGUAAGGUCUCACAAUCUGAAUCUACUCAUGAAUCUGCUGUUGCUGCAGAACUUCGUACAAUGAGACUCACUAGAGAUGCCGAAGCUGAGUUAAUAAUGACUCGAAUCGAACUGGAGCGUGAGAAGUUGCAAAGAAACGCAAUGAAGAUGAAAGAAAAAAUGUUACUUCAAUUGUUGGCGAAAGAUCACUUAUCUCCAGAAGACGAAGAGAUGAAACGUCAACUAACUAAAAUUGUGUUUGGAGAGUGA